ACCCUAGAAUAAACCCGCCAUUCUUCUUUCCCAAACCUUCAGCCUCUGUUCGCUUUUCUUCCCCAGAGCCAUUAGCUCCCACCUCACUUCGGCUUCAACAAUGGGUCGGAAGCUCAAAGACCCCUCAACUCUCAGCGACCCAGAAGCCCAGGAAGCCACGAACCACCGCGAAGCCAAAGCCGAGAAGAAGAAAAAGAAGCACAAAAACAAACACAGAGACGAAGAAGAAGAAGAAGAUGACCAACUCAGUCCUCCUAAGCGAAAGUUGGAGGAAGUAAAUUCAGAUUCUAAAAAGAAGAAGAAGAAGCAGAAGAAAUCGAAAGAGAGCGUAAACAAUGAGGAGGAGCCGGAGAGAAAUGGAGACGUGGAAGAGAGUAAUUCCACCGACGCGGUUGUGAUGGUUACUGGGAAAGAUGCUGAUGAAGCCAAAUACAAGCCGUUGGAUUCGUUUGCGGAGUCGAAGCUUCCCAGUGAGGUUUUACAGUGCUGUGUGAAUUUCCAGAAACCGUCUCCGAUUCAGUCCCGGGCGUGGCCUUUCUUGUUGGACGGUCGUGAUUUUAUUGGAAUUGCGAAAACUGGGUCAGGUAAAACUUUGGCGUUUGGGAUACCAGCUAUUAAUCAGGUGUUGAAUAAGAGGAAUGGUAAGUUUUCGAGGGGGAGAUAUCCUCUCUGUCUUGUGCUCGCACCUACAAGAGAGCUAGCUCAACAAAUUUCAGAUGUACUGGUUGAGGCUGGGAAACCUUGUGGUGUGGAAUCAGUUUGUUUGUAUGGGGGAACAUCUAAAGGACCUCAAAUAUCUUCUCUGAAAUCUGGUGUGGACAUCGUUAUUGGAACACCUGGUCGUUUGAAGGAUCUCAUUGAAAUGGGUUUGUGUUGCCUUAAGGAAGUAUCUUUUGCGGUCCUUGAUGAAGCAGAUAGAAUGCUUGACAUGGGAUUUGAACCUGAAGUCCGCUAUAUACUGGGACAGACAUGCUCGGCUCGCCAAAUGGUAAUGUUCAGUGCGACAUGGCCUCCAUCAGUUCAUCAGUUAGCUCAGGAGUUCAUGGAUCCUAAUCCAGUUAAGGUGGUUGUUGGUUCAGAGGAUUUAGCUGCCAACCAUGAUGUCCUGCAGAUAGUCGAGGUCUUGGAUGAUCGAUCUCGCGAUGCACGUUUGGUUGCUUUGCUAGAAAAAUACCACAAAUCCAAAGGAAACAGAGUUUUGGUGUUUGUCUUGUACAAAAUGGAAGCUACUCGUGUUGAAAAUAUGCUGCAAAGAGGGGGUUGGAAGGUCUGUUCUAUACAUGGUGAUAAAGCACAAAAUCAGCGCACACAGGCACUAUCUCUAUUUAAGCAGGGAAGCUGUCCCUUGAUGAUUGCUACUGAUGUGGCUGCUCGAGGAUUAGAUAUCCCAGAUGUUGAGGUAGUGAUUAACUAUAGUUUUCCACUCACUACCGAGGAUUAUGUCCACAGAAUUGGGCGCACUGGACGGGCCGGUAAGAAGGGUGUUGCUCAUACCUUUUUCACACAUCACAACAAGGGACUUGCUGGGGAGCUGGUCAAUGUUCUCAGAGAAGCUGGGCAAAAUGUGCCAGCUGACUUGUUGAAGUUUGGCACUCAUGUAAAGAAAAAGGAAUCCAAACUUUAUGGGGCUCACUUCAGAGAAAUUUCUGCCGAUGCUCCAAAGGCUAAAAAGAUCACAUUCGCUGACUCUGAUGAUGAAGACUAACUCAGAUUACAACCCGAAACCAUUCUUAAAUAGGGAACAAGUGAGAGAUAGAGUUGGUUAGAAACCGAUUUCUAUGUAAUAUAUUUUUGUUUUUGUUUACUUUCCUUUCUUUUUUCCUUUUAUUUUCUGAUGUAUACUACAGUUCAAUUCAUAGAUGCUGAAUAAGUAUUUUUGAUUAUGGUUUUUUAAAUUAAUGAUCAUAAGCGUAUCCUUUUACUGGCUUCUUGCA
Messenger RNA from Rosa rugosa (rugosa rose), 1934 nucleotides. RefSeq names its product DEAD-box ATP-dependent RNA helicase 5. The record is from RefSeq and is a predicted model, not a curated record. Gene Ontology annotation, cellular component: nucleolus. Bases 101 to 1705 code for a protein of 534 amino acids. The transcript has 13 exons. Lineage: Eukaryota; Viridiplantae; Streptophyta; Magnoliopsida; Rosales; Rosaceae. Gene Ontology annotation, biological process: rRNA processing. Gene Ontology annotation, molecular function: ATP binding; RNA binding; RNA helicase activity.